This is a messenger RNA of Closterium sp. Naga37s-1, 1014 nucleotides long. Lineage: Eukaryota; Viridiplantae; Streptophyta; Zygnematophyceae; Desmidiales; Closteriaceae. The record is from the annotation of a GenBank genome assembly.
AUGGCGCUACAGCAGCUGCUGCUGCUCACCGUGCUACAGCCGAAUCUCAUCCUGCUUGCGACACUACAGCCGAUUCCCCUGCUGCCAGCCCCACCACGUGCAGCAGCAGCAGCAGCAGCAGCAGCAGCAGCAGCAGCAGCAGCAGCAGCAGCAGCAGCAGCAGCAGCAGCAGCAGCAGCAGCAGCAGCAGCAGCAGCAGCAGCAGCAGCAGCAGCAGCAGCAGCAGCAGCAGCAGCAGCAGCAGCAGCAGCAGCAGCAGCAGCAGCAGCAGCAGCAGCAGCAGCAGCAGCAGCAGCAGCAGCAGCAGCAGCAGCAGCAGCAGCAGCAGCAGCAGCAGCAGCAGCAGCGGGACAACGGAGCAUGCUGGCGAUUCCGCCCAAGGAGAGCGUGGAGAGGGUACAUGUGUGGCUGCUGCUGCAUGGGUUGGAGGGCGUGGAGAGGGCGGAUAAGAAAGAGAAGGAGGGUUCUUUGAAGCCGAAAGAGGCUCCCUCUCCUGGGUUGGAUAGAGCCGGGUGCAGGGAGGGGCCGGAAGUGGUGGCGGCAGUCAACACGGAGGAGACUUUUGAGUCUCCUCCAAAAGCAGUCAACACGGAGGAGACUUUUGAGUCUCCUCCAAAGGCAGUCAACACAGAGGAGACUUUUGAGUCUCCUCCAAAGGCAGUCAACACGGAGGAGACUUUUGAGUCUCCUCCAAAGGCAGUCAACACAGAGGAGACUUUUGAGUCUCCUCCAAAGGCAGUCAACACGGAGGAGACUUUUGAGUCUCCUCCAAAGGCAGUCAACACAGAGGAGACUUUUGAGUCUCCUCAAAAGGCAGUCAACACGGAGGAGAAGGAAAGGUCUCAAGGGUUGGAUGGAGUGGGGUGCAGGGAACUGCCGGAAGUGGUGGUGGCAUUCGACUCGGAGGAGAAGCGGUUGAAGCCGUUUCUGCAGUGCGCCGGCUACACUGAGGUAUGCGUUCUUCAUGUGUUGGCUACACUGAGGUAUGUGUUCUUCAUGUGUUGGCUACACUGA